This is a messenger RNA of Melitaea cinxia (Glanville fritillary), 2570 nucleotides long. RefSeq names its product nucleolar protein 58 (gene nop5). The transcript has 5 exons. Lineage: Eukaryota; Metazoa; Arthropoda; Insecta; Lepidoptera; Nymphalidae. Gene Ontology annotation, molecular function: snoRNA binding. Gene Ontology annotation, cellular component: box C/D methylation guide snoRNP complex; small-subunit processome. The record is from RefSeq and is a predicted model, not a curated record. The coding region runs from base 162 to 1868 and encodes 568 amino acids.
AUCGCACUCGCACGACCGUACUGUCAAAGUUAAUUGUCAAUUGUCAAACCUCCCGCGAUGCCGAAGCGUCGUGCUAGUAGCAAAUAAAAUUUAUAAAAUUGUAAUUAAACAUUACGUUCGGUUAUAGUUAAUUUGUGUUAAGUGUAUUUUCUAUUUUCGACAUGUUGGUGCUAUUCGAGACGCCGGCGGGAUACGCUAUAUUCAAGUUGUUAGAUGAAUCGAAGUUAUCUCAGAUAGAUGACUUGUAUCAAGAGUUCAACACUCCAGAGGGAGCGUCAUCUGUGGUGAAACUAAAGAAUUUCAUUAAGUUCGAAGACACUACGGAAGCCUUAGCUGCCACGACAGCGGCUAUCGAAGGAAAAAUUUCCAAAACAUUAAAAAAAGCUCUCAAAAAACAUGUUUGCAAAGAGGUCCAAGAUCAAUUGCUCGUCGGAGAUGCAAAACUGGGAAGUGCAAUUAAAGAAAAGUUUGAUCUGCAGUGUGUCUCUAAUUCCAACGUUCAAGAACUCUUGAGAUGCAUUCGUUCACAAAUGGACAGUUUACUUACUGGACUGCCUAAGAAAGAAAUGACUGCUAUGGCUCUAGGUCUUGCCCAUUCACUCUCCAGAUAUAAACUUAAAUUUUCACCGGACAAAAUAGAUACAAUGAUAGUCCAAGCUCAGUGUCUUCUCGAUGACUUGGACAAGGAAUUGAAUAAUUACGUCAUGAGGUGUCGAGAAUGGUACGGUUGGCAUUUCCCCGAGCUGGGAAAAAUUAUAACAGACAAUACAUUGUUCGUUAAAAUUGUUAAAUUAAUGGGAACUCGUGAUAACGCAGCUAAGACGGAUUUGUCAGAUAUCCUUCCGGAAGAUUUAGAAGAGAAAGUUAAAGAAGCAGCGGAAAUAUCGAUGGGAACCGAGAUCUCUGACGAUGAUAUCAUGAACAUACAAAAUCUAUGUGAGGAGAUCAUUUCGAUAACGGACUAUAGGACACAUUUGACAGAUUAUCUCAAAGCUAGAAUGAUGGCGAUGGCACCGAACUUAACAGUUCUGAUCGGUGAACACAUCGGAGCCAGAUUAAUAGCACAUUCAGGUUCACUGAUGAACUUAGCCAAGCAUCCGGCAUCUACGAUACAGAUACUCGGAGCGGAAAAGGCUUUGUUCAGAGCAUUAAAAACGAAGAAAGACACACCUAAAUAUGGUUUAAUUUACCACGCUCAGUUGGUAGGGCAAUGUAGUACAAGGAAUAAAGGUAAAAUGUCAAGAAUGUUAGCAGCUAAAGCAGCUUUAGCCACUCGUGUCGAUGCCUUAGGCGAUGAUGUGUCGUUUGAACUCGGGGCCGAACAUAAAGUCAAAUUAGAAAACAAAUUAAGGCUUAUGGAAGAAGGUAAUCUAAGGAGGAUAAGUGGGACGGGCAAGGCUAAAGCGAAAUUCGAGAAAUACCACAGUAAAACCGAGGUUACUGAAUACCCCGUCGCUGCUGAUAGCACACUUGGAAAGAAACCCGUCAAGAGAGAACAUUCUCCCGAAGAAAUGGACGGUGUGAUUUCUAGUAAAAAGAUGAAAUUGGACCCGGACAGAGUUGAUAUCAAGCCUAAAAAAGAGAAGAAGGUCAAAUCAGAUCCCCAAGAAGAGAUGGAAGUAAGUCAAGAAAACGGAACAGCAGACGGUAGUUCAGAGAAGAAGAAAAAGAAAAAGAAGAAAUCUCUAGAACCUGAAGCAGCAGAAGCUGAAGUAAAGACUGAGGCAGAAGAGACGCCCGUUCAAAAGAAGAAAAAGAAGAAGUCCCUCGAGCCAGAAGCGGCAGAAGCAGAAGUAGCGGAAGAACAAGCAACGCCUGUCAGCGAAAAGAAAAAGAAGAAAAAGAAGUCUAAAGUAGAAGACGAAUAAACCUCCAAUUACCUCUAAGAAGUAUUGUGUAUGAGUGCAUCUGAAAACUUGAGUCCUAAGACACUUAGUAUUUUUGUACUAUAUAUAAAAAAAAUUCAUGAUAAAUACGUGAUAUACCAUAUUUUAAUGCUGUUUGACAUUAAUAUCGACUCUGGCAACAUUAGCUUUUCAUAUUAUCUUUACAAUUGUAGCUUUUUGCCUUAUUGUAUGUAGCUAAAUAUAUCCAUUGGUUGAAAUAAUUCGUUAGUAAUAUUAAUAAUUGAGUUAUUCUUGUUUUUAUUAUGUUAUUAAGCUUUUAAUUUCUAAGUGUCUGGAUGAGUUUUGUUCUUUUCUGUGUUGAGUAAGGCUGAGGUCGCAUUUGUUGAGUCUGCACCGAUGACUUGUUACAUAUAAAAAUAAGUUGAAAAUAGGGGGUAAUUUCUAAUGCCAGAGCCCAAACUGACCAGCCGUCGAAGCGAUAUGGAAAAAUUGAAAUUUUGUGAUACAUUUGAAAAAAUGCUGGACAUGUUUUGAUGUAGAUUCAGUAAAUAAAAAGAAUAUUUUACGAAAAAUUUUAAUUAUAAACGCAGUUUUUUUUUUUUUUUUCGAAAUAGUGCUACGUUCAAUCGACGUAUUGAUGUGACAUCUGUUUAUGGAAAUGUUUCUAGUUUUUAAGUAUAAAAUAAUCUCAAUGUGAGAUUUUUAUUAAAAAUAUUAAUUAUA